AUGAGUGAGAUAGGAGGACUAAUCCUAGGAGGAGGGGUGGAUGGGGCUAGUGUCGGUGGCGGCGAUGACCUUGUCUGCAACACAGGUGAAUUAACUAGUGGCGACGGUGACCGAGUGGAGUUUCUGGGGGGUGGUCCUGUCGUAGGGGGUGGUGAAUUUUUAGGUGGCGGGGAUUGUGGCGGCAUGGCAGCCGGAGGAGGUGGCGAAUUUCGUAGUGGUGAUGGUGAUGAAUUGUUUGGUGGUGGUGUUGAUGGCUGUGGGGAUGUAUUGUUAGAAGGGUUUGAUGGUGGGGGCGGUGAAGGGCUUCUUAAUGGAAUUGGUGCUGACGGUGGUGGCAGUGGUAGAGAGCUAGGUGGAAUUAGUGGCGGCGCCGGAGAAGUUGGCGGUAGUGAAGACGGUGGUGGUGAUGGUGGAGGUGCUAAUGGAGAGGAAGUUCCAUACAUAGGGGGAGGUGCUAACAGCGGAAUAGGCGGCGGCACCGCCGGAGGUGGGGUUGAUAGAGGCGGUGAAAGGGGAGAAGGGGGUUGUUGCGGUGGUGGUGGUGGAUGGCGAGGGACUAGUAGUGUUGGAAGAGGGUGGUGUUUGUGGCGGUGGCCUAGCCGUGGAUGA
Cajanus cajan (pigeon pea) is the source of this 609-nucleotide messenger RNA. NCBI's taxonomy places the organism in Eukaryota, Viridiplantae, Streptophyta, Magnoliopsida, Fabales, Fabaceae. The record is from RefSeq and is a predicted model, not a curated record.